Messenger RNA from Symbiodinium natans, 684 nucleotides. The record is from the annotation of a GenBank genome assembly. Lineage: Eukaryota; Dinophyceae; Suessiales; Symbiodiniaceae.
AUGUCGGAAACAAAACAAGAGCCCUGUGCCCUUGUGCUCGUCAUCGCACUCCGACCCGGUGACGUCCCAAACGUCAACGUGUCUCAGACGCUGGCCUUGAAGCAGCGAUUGGGCUGCAAGCCCUUCGCCUACUUCCUGCAUCGCUUCCGAAAGAUCUACUUGAACAGCGGGAUGCUUCCAGAGCGCGUGUUUCGCAUCCGCAGCCGUGGUACUGGACUUUGCCUGCAGCGGCGAAACAAGGAGUAUGGGCUGUCCAACUGUCAAGCGGGCACAUGGUUCCACCGAGGCAACAUGAUUCCAGACAAGUUCCCGUCCACAGCCUCCCUGGCGUCCUUGUCUUCCAAACGCCCGGCGGAAGAAAACAAGGUGGUGAACUGCGGUGGGCACCAAGCGAAGGGCGGUUGCGAUGCUUGCCCCCAAGGCCACGGCUCUGAAUGGUGUAACGCUGACUGCACUUGGGUCUUUGCCGUUUGCAUGUCAAAGGAGGCGGCCAAAGAGGUCGAGAGCCAGCCGCCGCAGACGUGCUGCUCCGGAAUUCGGGAGUGGAAUUCCCUGGACCCCGAACUUGACUGCUGGGCGGGCUUGGGAGGGAAUGGGCCUGGCACGGCUUUAUGCGACAUUACUGGUGCUUCGACAGAUCAGCAGUUACCUGCCUUCACUGAACUCAGGGUCGUGUCGGAAUGA